This is a messenger RNA of Prorocentrum cordatum, 1299 nucleotides long. The record is from the annotation of a GenBank genome assembly. NCBI's taxonomy places the organism in Eukaryota, Dinophyceae, Prorocentrales, Prorocentraceae.
UGGUCUUGGUCGAGUGCUCAUGGCGGCGUGCUCUGCUUUGCGAGCCACUGCUCCCGUCCUGGGGUCAGACGCACCCAGAGGCGAGCACGACCGGGUGUGGAUGGAUUUGGCUCAAGGCCUGUGGACGCUUCAGGUCUGGCACGCCGCCUGCCUCCCACCUGCCUCGCCGCACGGUCCCCUCCUCGCCAUGGUGCUCGAGGCGCAGCUGCAGCAGGCCGUGCUGCUGAAGAAGGUGGUGGACGCCAUGAAGGACCUCUGCAAAGACGUGAACUUUGACUGCUCGGAGAAGGGGCUCCAGGUGCAGUCAAUGGACAGCUCGCACGUGGCCCUGGUCUCGCUGCUUCUGCGGGAGUCCGCGUUCUCGGACUUCAAGUGCGAUAGGCCGACCUCGCUUGGAAUGAAUGUGGAUUCAUUGGGCAAGAUCCUGAAGAUGUGCGGGCAGAACGACUCCUUGAAGCUUCGCUGGCAGAACGACGCGGACGUCGUGAGUUUCCAGUGCGAGAGCGGGGAGGACGACAGGAUUGCUGAUUUCGACUUGAAGUUAAUGCAGAUCGAGAGCGAGCACAUGGAGAUCCCUGAGCAGCACUACAAGGUAGUGGCAAAGCUGCCAUCAGCGGAGUUCCAGAAGAUCUGCCGCGACCUCAAGGAGUUCGGCGAGACGAUGCAGGUGAAGGCCACCAAGGAAGGCAUCACAUUCACCGUCCAGGGCGACAUGGGCGCUGGCAACGUCAUGUUGAAGCCGCGCGCGGCGGAUAAGCCCGAGGACACGGUGAGCCUCACCGUGCACGAGCCCGUCUCUGCCACCUUCGCUCUGCGCUACCUUGUCAAUUUCGCCAAGGCCGCGCCACUGUGCGGCACGGUGGAGCUCGGCCUUGGCCCAGAUGCGCCUUUGCUUGUAAGGUACAACCUCGAGAAUGCGGACAAUGGUCACUUGCAGUUCUAUCUCGCACCGAAGAUCGACGAGUGAGACCGUGGGGGGGUACGGCUGAGACUGUAGGGGGUGCGGCUUGCAGUAGUGAGGGCCAGGCUGCUUGUUGUGAGUUUGGGGUGUGCUCAGUGCCGCAUUCCGCGUGCACGCGGCGGCAACUGUGACCUUGGAGCUGUGCACAGGGUCUUCUUGCGCACGCGCUCAAUAUGUGUGCAGGUUGGGGCUCGUGCUGGCAUCCAUGAUGAGACCCGUGGAAGUGGAGCCAAGGGCGCCCUCGAGGGCGCGAAGUUGUCCCAAGGGCGCGCUCGAGGGCGCGAAGCUGUUCUCGCGCUUCGCGCUUUUCGCGCUUCGGCUCCGAUGCCUCCUCCUCC